AAAACAGCGUUGGAUGAGAUACAAGUUGCUCAAAUAUAACAUUUUUUGAACGCAGUUGGUUUACAUUUACCCGGAGCGCUAGUACUAUCUCUGCCGAGUAUCAUGAUGUUCGUAGCGCAGGCCCGGGCCGCCUAUGACUACUCGCUCCGGACUUUUCAAUACUCGCAAGCGGUGUGGUACGCGGAAAGGCUGGUGGCUGAGCACGCAUGCCGCGAACACAGGCACCUCCUGGCACUGGCGUACUUUCAUGCGGGAGAGAUCGCACAGGCCUACUACCACGCUGACAAGGCAUGUUUUUCGCCAAACCACGGGUCCUCGUCGAGCUCAUCAUCUAAAAGUACGAGCGUGAAGAUGAAUCUUGUUCUCACACCGCCUUUAAUACGCAAGAACUACGGGACCUGCACCAUGACAUUUUAACCAGUUCGUGGCGUGUGCGUGUCAUUCUGCAGCCGCUAGUAUGGCUGCAAAAGGAUUGAUUUAUAGUCAUCCUUCGCAAGAAAUUUGUAUGCCUUUCGUGCAUUUAUUUCAUGAGUCCAUUAGAUUUUAUUUCUCGGCCGGGAGGCCCACCCUCCAGUGUGCAGCAGAGAAGGUUUUUCACGUUCAUUCCAUGGGCGGCGGACCUGGAGGAGGAGUCCCGCUUCCUGCUGGCGAAGUGUAGCUUUCUGCUCGGGAAAUGGGACGAAGCUGUGGACGCGCUCUUUCUGGAGGAUGAGGAGGAGUUUGAUGCAAAUAACGCACAGGGCCACCUGAACUACAGUGCCCGGCCGGUCAACGGGCCCGCCGGAUGGAACCUGCUCGGACAAAUCCGGGAGCGCCUCGGCACCCCCGAAGCGGCUAUGGAAGCCUACGCCCGGUGCGUGGAAGAGGCCCCGUGGAUGUUUGACGCGGUGCAGAGGCUCGCCUACCUUGCCUGUUCCACUUUUCCCGCGGUCUUCGCGCGCGCCCUGCGGAGCGAGCAGAACUUCGAAGAGUCGCUGGCCCGGGCCGAGCCGGGGCUUCUGUCUGCGUCCACCUCGUCCCGUGCAGGAAAGCAGCAGCCGUCGUCCUCGUCGUCGAGAUCGUCGUUCUCCCUCUUCUCCCUGGUUCAAAUCGCAGGAGAAGCGGUGCACGCCGCGUGCAGCUUCGAUCCGCAGCGCACCCUGCAGGUGCUGCAACACCUGCCGCCGGAACACGCCGAGACCGCGUUUGCGGUGGAGCUGGUGGCAAAAGCGUUCUUCGAGCAAGCCGACUACCGCCGGGCGGAGAGCCUGUACCGCCGGGUGUGGAACACGCUGGAUCCGCGGCGCAUCGAGGGUCUCGAGCGGUACAGCACCUGCUUGUGGCACUUGCGCAAGGAGCUGGAGUGCGCGCACCUGGCGCACGAGUGUCUCUCGUGGGGGGUGCGGCGGAAGCCGCAAAUCUGGUGCGUCGUCGGCAACUAUCAAGUGUAAAAAUGUCUGGGUCUGGAAGAUUGCCAGGUUUGUCAUGCACAUUUUGCAUGACUCCUGAUGUCUGUGAUGCAUGCCCUAGCAUCACAGAUUUUGUGACGGCUUCCUGAUGCCUAUACCGCAUGACAAAUGCUCUUUCCGUGUAGCAAAACUUGGACUCUCUUUGCUGCUCAUGCAAUACAGAUUUUUUUAGAAUCCAAAAUCAGCAUGACAAGUUGCAUUCUUCCAGAGCCAGACAUUUUUACAGUUGAUAGCAACGCGUGCUCGCAGCAACGCGAGCACGGCAUGGCAUUGAAAUUCUUCAAGCGCGCCAUUAUCAAAUGUAAAAAUGUCUGGGUCUGGAAGAAUGCAACUUGUCAUGCUAAAUCUGAAGCAUGCAAAAAUCUGUGUUGCAUGAUUACCAAAAGUCGUCCAGUUUUGACCAAGUCGCGAGGGGGUUUCUCAUGCAGGAUAGGCAUGAGAGAGAUCGCACAAAAUCUGUCAUGCUAGGCCCUGCAUUCCAGACCUCGUGGGUCAUGAGAAAGCUGCAUGACAAAUCGCGCAUUCGCUCGUGCCCUUAGCUCAGCAGCGGAUCCUCUCGGGUUGUGGCCUUUCCUCAGAGGUGGGGUUGGGCUUGGGGCGCCAGGCGAAUGGGCGGCUUCGCAGCUACGUUGUGAUCGACAAACUGAGAUCGACGGUAAUAGUUGCGUUGCUGGUCCUGUGCCAGUCGCGGGGCAUGUUCGGGUGUUCCGGGCUGUGCUUUGUGCACCCCUCGGACCCCGCACCCCCCCGGGCUCGGUAGCGCAGUCUGUUAAGCAUGACAAAUCGCGCAUUCUUCCAGACCCAGACAUUUUUACAUUUGAUAGCCAUCCAGGCCGACCCAUACUUCUCCUACGCCUACACGCUGUGCGGGCAUGAGUAUUGCGUAUGUUAUCCUGUUUUUGUCCUGGUUUUCGUUUUCUCCUGGAAGCGACGAUAAUUGUGAUGAAGCUGCUGAUGCACAUUUGGAAAUGCGAGCCACAGAUCAUGCCGUUGGAUUAAUCUGCUAUAAUUUGCACCUACGAAAAAGAAGAUACGAUAGAAGAACUGAUUUAAAAGGUACGUCGCCAACGAGAAGUACGACAAAGCAGUUCCGAUGUAUGAGAAAGCCUUGUCGAUUGACCCCCGGCAUUACAAUGCCUGGUGGGCGCUGGGAAACGUCUACUACCGCCAGGAGGAGUACGAAAACGCUCGGUACCACUUUCUCCAAGCGCUGGAUAUCAAUCGGAGCAACUCCGUGCUGCGCUGCUAUUUGGGGAUGGUCAUGGAAUCCCUGCACCAGCCUGCUAUGGCACUAGAGUAUUGAUGUCAUUCUUUUUGAUUAUGUCAGAACCAGUUUCAGUUGUUCAGCAACAUGUUUGAUGGAGGUCCCUUUUUCGUGAGCCUUAUUCGCCAUUUCCAAAAAAAUGUGGCUGUGCUACAAGAUCAAGAUCAGGUGGUUUUUUUACCGUCUGGAUUUUUUCGAAUCAAUUAGAUCUGUGUCUUCUGCAAUCGUUUGCAAGGUAUUUCGAGCAUGCGUGCGCGGGGCCGAACGGGGGACAGGGUACCAGCGGGUCGGGUAUCGGUAUGCACGAUGCGCAGGAGCACCGAGUUUUGUGGGGAAACGUUGACUCGCCGCAGAACGCGAUGGCGCUGUUUCAGAAGGCCUGCGUUCUUAUUUCCCUGAACCGGUUUCCGGAGGCCCUCCGCGAUCUGGAACGCGUGCGAAACUUAGCGCCAAAGGAGGCGUGUGUGUAUUUUCAGCUGGGCAAAGUCUACGAGAAGAUGGGGCUCUUGCAGCAGGCAUUUCAAACGCUGCACCAAGCUAUGGAUCUCCACCGGGACUCCAAAGAUUACCACACCAUCAAAGCGCACCUAGAGCGGUUGCCGUUGAUUGAUCCGGCGCUUGCCGCAUCUGCGAGUGGGAGCAGUGGCAGUCAGCUGGUCUACCCAGGCAUGAUGUCAUCGCAAAUCUGAAUGUUUACGGUUGCAUUCUUCGUGACGAAAAGAGAGGUUCCUACGCAGCCUGGGGCUUCCACAAACGUCUCUUACCCAUGCGGAGUUUCAUUGUUCCCCUUAUCCCGGAAAGCAUUUUUCGUUUUUCAGCAAUAGCAAAGAAAUGCUUUUGGUUCCUUGUAUGCAACGGAUCACCAAAUAAACCACCAGAAUUUCAACUGCGCGAGCGCAAGAAGUGCAAGUACAGAAAUAUUUAUUUGGCAAACAGAUAAACGAAUUCAUAUAGUUUUCGAC
Molecule: messenger RNA, 3674 nt
Organism: Amoebophrya sp. A120
Lineage: Eukaryota; Dinophyceae; Syndiniales; Amoebophryaceae
Source: the annotation of a GenBank genome assembly